AUGGUUGCGGAUGACGAAUCUAAUUACUCGAGCAACGACGAGAAUGACCCUAGCUUCAUUGCUAUGCAAGCGCAACAGCGGCUCUUUCAGUUGAAGAGAGAUCGAGAUGAGCGCUUGGGCGCCUUGGUUGAAGACUCGGCCACAGCUAUGGAAGAGCUACGCAGCCGUGUCGUCGCAUACCAGAAAGAACGGCGCUCAAAGCAGACAAGGCUGAUUGGGAAAAGAGCUGAUGUCUGCGCCGCAUCCGUCAUGAAGAUCGUCGAAGCCGUUGAGCGCAGAAAGGAGAUUGAGCAGCGGAUGGAAACGCUUGUUUCCAAGGUCAACAAUACAACUCGAGAGGUUGAAGACAUGAUGAAGGCAGGCUUUCGUGGGAGGGAGAAGGAUAUGAAGCAAGCCAGAUGA
Messenger RNA from Fusarium vanettenii 77-13-4, 402 nucleotides. RefSeq lists its product as uncharacterized. NCBI's taxonomy places the organism in Eukaryota, Fungi, Ascomycota, Sordariomycetes, Hypocreales, Nectriaceae. The transcript is spliced from 3 exons. Bases 1 to 402 code for a protein of 133 amino acids. The record is from RefSeq and is a predicted model, not a curated record.